AUGGCAGAGGGUGGAAUAUCUGAAGAGAGCCUGCUCCAGGCGACCCAGAGCAGGGUAGAACUUGCCCCCACCCAGGGAACUCCAGGAACCAGCAGCCCGACUGGAGCCAAAUUGCAGCCCUCCCUGGACAUCAAAGAUGAGAGAAUCCACCUAGAGCGCUAUGGCCACCUCUACCCAUCACACAGAGCCAUGGUGGAUAUCAUCGCCGGGGGGCUAGAAGAAGCAAAGGAAUUGCUAGCAACCCUUCAUGAGAAGAGCCCCCCACAACUGCAAGACAUCGACGAUUUCCUUCAAGAGCUAGAAGCCAGAUUUGAGGAGGUGGUGGAGGACCCGUACGAGGAGGAUGAGCUCCAAAACCUAAAGCAGAGGAGGCGACCCAUUGAGGAACACAUCCGUGAAUUCAGAAGAGUCAUGGGGAAGCUACCCCCUUUUGCCGAAACAACUAUUAGUUCACUUCUUCAGAAUGAGCCUGGAAAAGCAAAUUGCCCAGGUAACCACCUACCAGGACAUUCCAAACCGACUGAGUGGUUCCAAGUGGCCAUAAAAGUUGACUGUGGAUUGCAUGCAAAUGACAGGUGGAAGCAACCGGAUACCAAGGAGAGGCAAACCAAACCAGAGAUCAUCCGGUCGACAAGAGAUCGCAGCAGCACAGCCGGCCCUAAAAUCAACCCUCCCAUGAAACCAGUUGAAAUGCUACAGAUGCGGAGGGAUGGGCAUGGGUCACAUCGCCUCGGCAUGCGCAACCCCAGCUCCGAAAACCAAACCAGAGCCACCACCCAGGACCUAUGUGGCAAGCUCUUCACUCAGAGCUCAGUACUGUCUGGCCACAUGUGCAUUCACACUGGCGAACGGCCUUUCCACUGCAGUGUCUGCUUUAAAUCUUUCAACAACAGCUUCAACUUCCACAAGCACCAAGGCAUUCACAGCCCACCAUCUGGGUACAGUGAAGGGAGAGUUGGUGGGAAGGACUGCGAUUCUUUGUCUGGAAAGAAACUGGAGCAAGUGAAAGAAGGAAAGGGUGGCAGAAAUCUAAGCCCUACCCUUCUGUCAAAGCAAACCAGCUGUCAGCCCAUCAAAGAGUUGAGAAGGCAAGACAAGGCUGAUCAAAACCUCCAAGGGAGGCAAAGUUAUAACACUAGGCUAAGCCAAGAGGACUACUGCACCAGCAGCCAAAGACAACCAGGUGGUAGCAUGGAUACAUUCAAGAGGAUGGGACUGCAACAGGAUGACCCCAGUCCUGGUAUUAAUCUUGCUUUUAGGCAGGGCAGCCAAGAUGGUCUUAAGGCAAAUGCUCUGAAGCAGGCAACUGAUAGCAAUGGACAUGCUGGGGAACUAGGUGGUAACAACAAUUGCUGCUGCAGCCAAGAAGCCCUUCCCAAUGGCCACAGCUUCAAACAACUGCCAGAGGCAAUCACUGAAAAUCCCACAGAAGGCUCAAGGCAGAACAGAGCAGGGGGAAGCCAUAUUCAGGAAGGACAGAAGCAGCUGGUUGACAGCUGCCCUGGUAAGUUACAGCUAGAGAGUAGCAGCAGCUGGGGGAAAGGCUUCUUGCCAGUCAGGGACAACAGGGGCUCUGCUCACAAGCCAAAUCAAGAGAACUCUGAGAGAGGCUGGCUUCUGAGGGGCUUUGGAGUAAGGAGACCAAAUGGCCUCAGAGGGCUCAAGCAGAGCAAAGGGGGAAGUGGAGGAGAGAUGAGGCAGAACAGUAGAGGGGAAUGCGAUGCGGGGGGACCUGAUGAAAGCAAAACUUUAGUGGCCUUAGAAGAGCUGACCCAGGACAGUAGCACCCAUGGAGACUUUCAAACAUGUGGCCCAGAAAAGUUGAAUGGUCUCAAAGUGGAACAGUCUACGUGGCCCAAAGAUGGCAUAGCCUGGGAAGAUCCUGCCUCAGAAAUGGAUGACUCUGAAGGUUCUUCUCCCAGUCGGAAGGCUACAAGAUCACCUUGGCAAUUGGAGAAUCUUGAUCCAUGUUCUAUAUCUUGCAAUGCUUAUGGGCCUAUGAUCCUUUGUUUUCUUUUCCCAGCUCGUGAGCCUUCCAAUGGACACACACCGUCUAUGCUUGAAUCCAAGCCGUUUCUCUGCUUUGCCUGCCCCAAACAGUUCUGUCAUGCCACAGACCUGAAAAAGCAUCUGCGAGUGCACACUGGUGAAAGGCCCUUUGGCUGCAGCAUCUGUGGCAAGCGGUUACAGAGCUCAGCCUUAACCACUCACCAGAGGCUACACAAUAGAGAGAAGCCCUUUGAAUGUGUGAUCCGUUGCCGCCGUUUCAAUAACUCCUCUAACUUUGCCAAGCAUCAUCGAAUACAAGGCGUGGGGCAUAGGAAUAAAGCAAUGGAAAAAGAACACUGGGAGGUAAAACCACAUUGA
Notechis scutatus (mainland tiger snake) is the source of this 2367-nucleotide messenger RNA. Lineage: Eukaryota; Metazoa; Chordata; Lepidosauria; Squamata; Elapidae. The record is from RefSeq and is a predicted model, not a curated record.